AAACUUUCUUCUACUUUGCGCCUUUGUCCCUAGUCCCACUAUAUAAGAUGCGCCUGCGAAAGCAUGCAAGGGGAUGCUAGAUACUGUGAUCCUACCGCCAGAUCGUUAUUCUUCAGAACCCUCAAUAGCUCCCAAUCGCCGUCGACACCAUGAAUCGGGUCUUGGCUCUCCCAGCUCUGUUCUUCUGUCUCUUCACCUACACCCCCUCCUACACCACCUUUAAUUUGAUCUUCUUUUAUAUGACAUGGACAACUCUCAUCCUGUCGCAUUCCCCAUUCAAGGUUGAACUGUUCGGCUCCAUAGGCGUGCGACUGCUGUUCUAUAUCCUCCCCUCGGCGCUGCUCUUUCUAUUCGAUGCGCUUGUCCCCUCAGCCGCCGUGCUGCUCAAGGCGCAUGGUGAACAGGGCCUCCCGACUGGAAGCAAGAGACGAGGGGUCCGAACUCGAGAGCUCAAAGUCUUAGGAUGGUCGUUCCUCAACAUUUUCAUAAGCAUCGCCGUGCAAGCUACCAUCGAAACUCUUCGCAUUGGGUAUUUCAAUACGCGCAGUGCUCUCAAAGUAUCCUUCUCGAUCCCGAUCAUACCUUGGAACAUUGCCUUCCACCUCGCCUGUGUCCUACUACUCCGAGAGAUCCUCGCAUACACCAUCCACCGCUUCAUCCUCCAUAACGACAAGUACCGCAUCACGCGCUACAUCUCCUCCCUCCACCAAACCUGGUACCACUCGCUUCACGCGCCCUACCCUUCCACCGCCCAUUACGACCACCCUAUUCCCUACCUCUUCGGUAAUGCUGUCCCCACAUUACUCCCCGCCGUCUUCCUCCGCCUCCACAUGAUCACCUACGCCAUAUACUUGAGCAUCGUCUCGCUGGAAGAGACUUUAGCUUACUCGGGGUACUCCGCCAUGCCGAUGGACUUCUUCCUCCUGGGCGGCAUCGCUCGUCGAGUCGAGAAGCAUCUGUUGAAUCGCGCGGCCGGGAACUUCGGUCCGUGGGGUAUUGCGGAUUGGUUUUGUCAGACUACGAUUAGCGAAGAGGAGGGUGAGGAACUGAUCGCGGAGACCGAGGACGAGGGUGAUGAGCCUACGCCUGUUCUUAGGGGGAAGGAAAUGUUUGAGGCCAAGGUGCAGGAGGCUUUGGAUUCGCAUGCUAAGAAGACGCAGAGAAAGCAUAAGAAGAAGUUGAGGCAGUUGUUGUGAGGCAGUGUGGGGAGAUAUAUAUUUUGUUGUUAAGUAUAUCUUUGGUGUGUGAGGUUGGUUGGUUCGUUGUUAUGUGCUCACGGAUCUUGUAUUUUAUGAUGUGAUGCUAUUUCUGAUGUUAUGUGCGCAAUAUGGGUUAUAUUGUCUGGCAGGGAGUUUGGUUCGACUUGGCUGGGAUUGGUCUGGUGUUUCAUAGAAGAGUCGC
Messenger RNA from Aspergillus eucalypticola CBS 122712, 1401 nucleotides. Its product is annotated as sterol desaturase family protein. NCBI's taxonomy places the organism in Eukaryota, Fungi, Ascomycota, Eurotiomycetes, Eurotiales, Aspergillaceae. The record is from RefSeq and is a predicted model, not a curated record. The transcript has 2 exons. Gene Ontology annotation, biological process: ergosterol biosynthetic process. Bases 150 to 1196 code for a protein of 348 amino acids. Gene Ontology annotation, molecular function: iron ion binding; C-4 methylsterol oxidase activity.